Messenger RNA from Mauremys reevesii (Reeves's turtle), 1802 nucleotides. It is a transcript of the gene MRAP, whose product is annotated as melanocortin 2 receptor accessory protein. The transcript has 4 exons. Gene Ontology annotation, biological process: regulation of adenylate cyclase-activating G protein-coupled receptor signaling pathway; protein localization to plasma membrane. Lineage: Eukaryota; Metazoa; Chordata; Testudines; Geoemydidae. The coding region runs from base 1371 to 1646 and encodes 91 amino acids. The record is from RefSeq and is a predicted model, not a curated record. Gene Ontology annotation, molecular function: type 4 melanocortin receptor binding; signaling receptor regulator activity; corticotropin hormone receptor binding. Gene Ontology annotation, cellular component: plasma membrane; endoplasmic reticulum.
CCCCCUGUGACCCGGGUUGGUCGGGCGCAGGCUGGUGGUGGCCGGUCUCUGCAGUGAAAACAAGAGGCGUCCUUGGGGCACCUUAGACACUAACACAUUUAUUUGGGCCUAAGCCGUAAAACCCACUUCAUCAGCUGCAUGGAGUGGAAAACACAGUAGGAAGUGCAGUGAGAGGCACAGGGAGGCUGCAGGGGGUGCCCAGCAUGGACUGUCCUGCCAAGGUUGCUGCUCCCAGCUACUGAUCACCUCUGGAACAUGCUUCCAGUCUGCUCAGGAACAGUGGCCUGUGCAGGAAGCUGCAGGCAGGGACUUUCUUUCCGGACCACAAGAUCACAGUGGGGGAUGUGGAAAUGCCCACAGUACUCCUGGGAGACCUGGCUUACCCCUUACAGCCCUGGCUCAUGAAACCUUACACAGGACACCUGGACAGCAGUAAGGAGUGUUUUAACAACAGGCUGAGCAGGUGCCGCAUGGUAGUCGACUGUGCCUUUGGCCAUUUGAAAGCUCACUGGCGGUGUCUCAAUGGCAGUUUAGACCUUACCAAGGAUAAUAUUCCCAGGCAAUACACAAAAGAGGGAUUGUCACAGUCCAGCAAAUGAUUGAAACAUUUCAGUAACAAGGGCCUUUUGCAACAUAGCAAUCACUUUCUCACUGACUCUAGGCACACAGCUCUGCAAGCACCCCAAUCAUGGUGGCCAACUUGCUUGCUGACAUCUCACUGCUGCGGGUGAGGAGGGAAACCAGGGCACAACUACUGCAUGCUUGCAACUUUCACCCCAGUCUAUAUGCAGCUCAACUAUGUGCCACUUUGGUCCCAGCUCCAGUGAUUGCUAAAUGGCAUGGUACAGUUUCCUACAGUGGGGGAACUAACAAGGCUGCAAUCCCUUGAAAUCUGCCGCAGAGGAUUAACAAGUACCUCUUGGAAACUUUCCAGAGCCUCUCUCUGGAGGAUUCCCUGCAGGUCUCGAUGUCCAUCGACACCCUGGCCAUGCAGAUUAGCUACACAGGGCAAUGUCCUGCUCACAUAAAACACUACCUGCCUCCUACUUUUCGAUUCCCUACACAAGCCACAGCAACUUAUUCGACAUCUCAUUGGCUUCCUGCUUCCCAUAGAGCACUGAUGGAGAGGAGAAAAGUUCCUGGCUCCCUGCUCCACCAGGUCAGGUGACCCGCUGGGAACUUCACAUCCUCUUCUACUUCCACUUCUUCAUCCAGAAUUUCAGCCUCCGGGUUACCCCCUCUUUCUGCUGCCUCUGAAGUAUCCAUGGGACUAUCGGUGAUGGAGGUGGGGUCACCACCGAGGAUAGCAUUCAGCUCCUUAUAGAAGUGGCAGGUCUUAGGUGCACCACAGGAGUGAUGGUUUGCCUCCCAUGCCUUAUGAUUCAAUUGUCAUAGCCUUUUGGGUUGGGCUUGCUGCAUUUGUGGUGUUUCUGUUCCUUAUAUUGCUCUACAUGUCCCGAUCUGGGUCAACAUCAGUCAAACAAGUGCUUGCAGGUAACCGGAUAGAACAUCUGGAAGGAAGUAGCUCCAAUGCUGAGCGGCUGCAUUGUGAUGAUCUCAGCAGUCCGGACUCAGACUUGAUCGCUACUGAACCACGUAAUUCUCUUUCAGAUGAAACUGGCAUUCAUGGAAGGAUCUCAGCUUGAGUGAGAACUAGAGACGGAUUCCUUAAAAACCAAUCAGUGAUGAUGACAGUGGGAAGAUACAAGAAUACCCUUGAUACCUGUUAGGAGCUUUAUAAAAUUACCCCUGAAAAAGAGAACAAAAAUAAUUUUAAAAACUAAGACUAAAAUUCAAAAUAC